AUGUCUGGCCGUGGUAAGGGAGGAAAAGGACUCGGUAAAGGUGGCGCAAAGCGUCACCGGAAGGUUCUCCGUGAUAACAUCCAGGGGAUCACCAAGCCCGCUAUCCGCCGUCUGGCUCGCCGUGGUGGAGUGAAGCGGAUCUCCGGCCUGAUCUACGAGGAGACCCGUGGUGUGUUGAAGGUCUUCCUGGAGAACGUGAUCCGUGAUGCCGUCACCUACACCGAGCACGCCAAGAGAAAGACGGUGACCGCCAUGGAUGUGGUUUAUGCUCUGAAGAGGCAGGGACGCACUCUGUACGGCUUCGGAGGUUAAACAACACACUGCUGCUACAAACACAAAGGCUCUUUUAAGA
Centropristis striata (black sea bass) is the source of this 352-nucleotide messenger RNA. RefSeq names its product histone H4. The record is from RefSeq and is a predicted model, not a curated record. The transcript has a single exon. Gene Ontology annotation, cellular component: nucleosome. NCBI's taxonomy places the organism in Eukaryota, Metazoa, Chordata, Actinopteri, Perciformes, Serranidae. Gene Ontology annotation, biological process: nucleosome assembly. Gene Ontology annotation, molecular function: structural constituent of chromatin; DNA binding; protein heterodimerization activity. Bases 1 to 312 code for a protein of 103 amino acids.